AUGGCCGAAGAGGUUCCUCCAUUGCUGAGGCUACCUGCCGAACUAGUUCAACACAUCUUAUCCUUCCUGAAUCCGUUCAGCCUGGCAAGAGUUGCUCAAACGUGCAACGCCUUACGCACGCAGAGCUACGACGAUCGGAUCUGGCAACCGCAUGUCAACGAGCACUCUCCUACGCCAAUCUUGGAUUCCAGGCCGCUUAAAUCGUUCCGCGAGCUAUACGUUGCGCACCAUCCAUACUGGUUUCUUCUACGCAAUCAGAUCUGGUUCGCAGACACGUUCCCAAAUGGCAAGCUCGUCAUUUGCCGCUACGAUGGAAAUGAAGGGGCGAUUGUAGCACAUGCAAUCGUCGCAUCUCGGACAUCUCAUACGCUCCAGCGAUGGGAGAAGGACCUCGAUGUCAUCAUCCAUAGCUUUGAUCCGUACGUUGGACUCAACUUGGAACGACCGGUACUCAGACUGGGUGCAGACAGCCAGAAGACCGACGAUCAGCCAAACAACUUUCCCAGCGAUAGGGGCUAUGGCCAACCGUCGAAGUAUAGCAAGGAGGUGAUCAUGGAAAUGCACGCUGAGUCCGGCUUGUUCAGCUCAUUCAUGCUAUGCCGCGCGAUCCCUGAGGCUGCGAUGUUUGACGGGAUCAGAGCGUGGCCCCCUCUACGCUUCCCAGCGACAACACGAGCGCGCAACUCCACGCAAGACUCAUACGAGUCGGCUGGACAUCGACCAAAUGCACUCAGCGAGGUCAGUGAGAGCAACUUCAGACUGCGAAAGUGGGUUGAAUACAACGGACGUCGCUCCAGCCCGCGACUGCUUGACUUCACUUCUCCAAAUGGUCUUGCGGCAGCACUUGGCCUGACCGGACGUACUCUCACGACUACUGUAUCGACGAACGGCGAUGGUGGCAUGAGCAUACGGAUGCCGGAGGACAUCUCGACCUACGCUACACUUCCUAGAUCUUGCUACAUGCCGACAGCGGAAAAGCCGUGGCAAGGGAUCUACUGUGGCGAUUACAGCGGGCAUGGCUGCGAGUUCAUCGUCGUACGACAGCUCACCAAGGAUGAGGCAGGGCCACUUCCCGAAGGCAUAGACCCGCUCCAAGGCUACUUCCAAGGAAACGAUCGGCCUGUGUUGGCCUCUAAUCCAGACGAAGACUGGUCUACGCAAGCCGACAGCGACCGCGAAGAUGCUCCAACUGGAAGGAUCGAAGCUAUCAAAUUGACUGGCGAUAUCAACAUACCACGAGGCGAGCAUACGUUCAUUGCGCCGGACAUUGGACAUGCCGGAUUGGUGCGGAUUGCAGACGAGGAGGUGUUCCGGGGUGCGAGGAUCGUGAGAUCUGCGGGGCAUAUCGCUCACCAUGGUUUCCAGAUGGACGAAUGGAUGCCAUCGCAGCUGAUCAUGGUGUCUCACGAUACGCUUUGUCAAUACUGGACAAGCUUUGGGCAUAUGUCGUACUAUCGUCGAGUGGACCUGGAUGCGCUGUUCAACUACUCGGCGGCAGACGGUGGGGAGGCGUGUUGA
Messenger RNA from Saxophila tyrrhenica, 1518 nucleotides. RefSeq lists its product as uncharacterized. The record is from RefSeq and is a predicted model, not a curated record. Gene Ontology annotation, molecular function: protein binding. The transcript has 2 exons. Bases 1 to 1518 code for a protein of 505 amino acids. NCBI's taxonomy places the organism in Eukaryota, Fungi, Ascomycota, Dothideomycetes, Mycosphaerellales, Extremaceae.